This is a messenger RNA of Malurus melanocephalus (red-backed fairy wren), 1784 nucleotides long. RefSeq names its product N-acetylneuraminate pyruvate lyase (gene NPL). Lineage: Eukaryota; Metazoa; Chordata; Aves; Passeriformes; Maluridae. The coding region runs from base 230 to 1156 and encodes 308 amino acids. The transcript has 12 exons. Gene Ontology annotation, biological process: N-acetylneuraminate catabolic process. Gene Ontology annotation, molecular function: N-acetylneuraminate lyase activity; 4-hydroxy-tetrahydrodipicolinate synthase activity. The record is from RefSeq and is a predicted model, not a curated record.
UGGGCGGAGAUGGGCCGAGCAGGGCCGGCUGUGCGGGGCCGUCUGCUGCUGCCCCGCCCCUGUCCCUGUCCCCAGCUCUGUCCCGCGGCCAUCCCCGCCCCUGUCCCUGUCCCCAGCUCUGUCCCGCGGCCAUCCCCGCCCCUGUCCCUGUCCCCGGCUCUGUCCCGCGGCCAUCCCCGCCCCGCCGCUGGAGCGGCCCCGGGAGCCGCUGCCGGGGCAAUCGAGCUCAAUGACACCCGGGAAGAAGUUAGAAGGUCUUGUCGCUGCUACCAUCACUCCAAUGACUCCGGAUGGACAAAUUAACCUCCCGAUGAUUCGUCAGUAUGUGGAUUAUCUGGUAAAUGAGCAGAACGUUAAGAAUGUUUUUGUGAAUGGCACAACAGGAGAAGGCCUGUCCCUUAGCAUCCAGGAGAGGAAGCAGCUGGCAGAAGAAUGGAUGUGCCAAGGAAAAGACAAAUUGGAUCACGUGAUCAUUCAUGUGGGAGCAUUGAGUCUGCCGGAGUGCCAGGAGCUGGCAAGACAUGCAGCAGCCAUAGGUGCUGGUGGCAUUGCUGUCAUAGCCCCCUUCUUCUUCAAACCCACAAACAAAGAUGAGCUGGUUGCUUUCUUACAGAAGGUUGCAUCUGAAGCCCCUGAGGUUCCAUUUUAUUACUACCACAUUCCUUCUCUGACGGGUGUGAAGAUUCGUGUGGAAGAGUUGCUGGAUGGGAUAAAAGCACAGAUCCCCACCUUCCAGGGUGUGAAGUUCAGUGACAUGGACCUCUUGGACCUGGCACARUGCAUAAACAAGAAUGAAAUGGGGCAGUUUGAAUUUCUUUAUGGGGUGGAUGAGCAACUGUUGGGUGCACUGGCACUAGGGGCAAAUGGAGCAGUUGGAAGUACAUACAACUAUUUGGGCCGACAAACCAAUCUCAUGUUGCAAGCCUUUGCAAAGGCAGACCUUGCCUUGGCACAGAAGUAUCAGUUUCUCACUGGGGAAUUUCUCAACUUUGUCAUCAAGCUGGGUUUUGGUGUUGCACAGACUAAAGCUGUGAUGACUUUUGUUUCUGGUAUUCCCAUGGGACCUCCACGGCUUCCGCUUGUUGGUGCCUCCAGUGAAUUCAUCRUCAAGGCCAAAGCCAAGCUGGACAGCAUCGUGUGGCCUGAUGGUGACUGAGCAUGGAGUCAUGGAAUCAUUAAGGUUGAGAAAGACCUCUAAGAUCAUCAGAUCCAACCAUUAACCUGAUCCUCCCCGGUCCCCCACUAAGCCACAUGCCCAAGUGCCACACUUGUGAUACUGUUCCAUGUUGAUCUGGAGGUUCCUUUUCUGGGAUUCUCUGUCACAUGGCACAUUCCCCACAUGAUGGRCUAUGAUUUCUUUCAGGGAAUUGUCAGCAUGCCCAAGCCUCUUCCUGUUAGGCCUGGCUUUGCUGGRGCACACAUGGCCCUGCAUUUUACACUGCUCCCCUGUAGCUCUGCACAUUCCAGGAUGGACUGGGAUCUCCUAAUUGCAGUUUGUUCCCAGUUGGAGGAGGAGGCUGAUGACUUGUGCCUAGAAUGGAGGAAGAUCUGUCUCCAGYCCCUGUCAGCUGUAUGGUGUUUUUUCCUCUUCAUGAGGACUCUACACCGUGUGUUUAAACAGUAGUGUGACACCAUUGGGUUGCUCAGGCUGGURUYUGUUUGUCACAGUCACUGGRACACUGUGCAUGUAAAAUCCUGGUUCUGUCGGACCUCUGUGUUUAYACACCUUAAUCCAAAAUUAAAAAAAUAAAUCCCUUUUGUAACAGCAAGCUUUGGAUCACUAA